This is a messenger RNA of Aspergillus pseudotamarii, 1515 nucleotides long. Its product is annotated as flavin-containing monooxygenase. The transcript is spliced from 4 exons. NCBI's taxonomy places the organism in Eukaryota, Fungi, Ascomycota, Eurotiomycetes, Eurotiales, Aspergillaceae. The record is from RefSeq and is a predicted model, not a curated record. Bases 1 to 1515 code for a protein of 504 amino acids.
AUGGCUUCUAAAGACAGACUCGGCAACUCAGAUUACUUCCCAGUAAUCAUUAUAGGUGCCGGCCUAUCUGGGAUUGCUGCAGGAUGCCAACUGAAAACAAAACUUGGCCUGGGCCGUUUUCGUAUAUAUGACCGGAACGAUGGAAUUGGGGGGACAUGGUGGAUUCAUCGGUAUCCAGGUGUAGCAUGCGAUGUCCCUGCAAGCCUGUACUCUUAUUCCUUCGCGCAAAAUCCUUCAUGGUCAACUCUCAAACCUUCGGGGGAGGAGAUUGCGGCAUACAUACAGGCAACAUCUGAUAAAUUCGGGCUUUCGUCGCAUAUUCAGCUGAAUACCGAGGUUAGCAGUUUGAUAUGGGAUGAGCAGAAGGAAGAAUGGCAAGUAUCCCUGUAUCAGACAUCAUCGGCCAAAGGAAAGUCAGUAAAUUGUCCCGUGUUGAGAUGUAAGCGCACUGUGAGGGCCAAGAUAGUCAUCAGUGCCACAGGGAAGUUCGCCGUCCCUCGGACAGAUUCCGUCUGCGUUCCAGGUAUUGAAACCUUUACGGGAAUCGUAUUGCACACCGCAAGAUGGGACGCCAAUGUCAACCUGCAGGAUAAACAUGUUGUGGUUAUUGGGGCUGGCUGCAGCGCAGCCCAAUUGGUCCCAGCUCUUCUUCACCAAUAUAACGUUCGCUCUAUUACACAACUAGUACGAACAGCUCCUUGGGUAUCUCCAAACUUUCUUUCUUCCAGGCAGCUGCGAGCAUGGGAGACCUACAUGCCGUGGCUAAUGCAGAAGGUCCCUGGCCUACCACAGGCGGUUCGCCUGGUUAUGUUUCUAAUAGCUGAACUUUCAUUCUUUCGGAUAUUUAAAGCUGGACAACACUAUAGUCACAAGAGAUAUGAAGAUAAGCUUCGGGGUUACAUGGAGCGCAGUAGCCCCAGUCAAUAUCACGAAAUACUUACUCCCCGCUAUGAGCUGGGGUGCAAAAGACUUGUCCAUGAUGCAGGGUGGUUCAAAGCGCUCUGGGAUCCUAGACUGUAUAUCACGGACCGUCGACUUGGCAGGGUCGAAAAGAGCGCGGUAAUGCUAACCGACAUGAGGGACGAUUAUCAAUGUGCACAUCCACAUGAGAGCAAAAUACCAGCAGAUGCGAUUAUUAUGGCAACAGGAUACGAUACCUCCUCCCUCCUACCCAAUAUACACGUUAUCGGCAGUGGAAGUGCUACGCUUCAUGACUACUGGAGAUCCGAAGGGAUUCAGGCAUACCAGGGGUUGGCGGUUCCUGGAUUCAAGAACCUGUUUCUGCUACUGGGGCCUAACUCAUCGAAUGGUCAUACAAGCGUUAUGAUCGGGGUGGAAAAUUCCAUCCACUAUAUUUUGAAACUUAUUAAGCCAAUUCUCGAUUCUGAAGUGAGCUGUUGGGAUAUCAAGAAGGAAUCAAGCAGAAUAUGGACAGAGAGCGUCCAAAAGACAUCUCAAGAGAGCGUGUGGGUAACUGGCGGAUGUCACAGUUGGUAUAUAUUCCAUGAUCUAUAA